Ahaetulla prasina is the source of this 5899-nucleotide messenger RNA. RefSeq names its product phosphoribosyl pyrophosphate synthetase associated protein 2 (gene PRPSAP2). Gene Ontology annotation, biological process: purine nucleotide biosynthetic process; 5-phosphoribose 1-diphosphate biosynthetic process. Gene Ontology annotation, cellular component: cytoplasm; ribose phosphate diphosphokinase complex. The coding region runs from base 3446 to 4555 and encodes 369 amino acids. Gene Ontology annotation, molecular function: magnesium ion binding; ribose phosphate diphosphokinase activity. The transcript has 11 exons. The record is from RefSeq and is a predicted model, not a curated record. NCBI's taxonomy places the organism in Eukaryota, Metazoa, Chordata, Lepidosauria, Squamata, Colubridae.
GGGCCGAGGUCUUUGCGGGGGGGGGGCGGCAGGGGCUCCCUUUCAGCCCAGUAUUGACCUUAUUGAAGGCUGGGCUCCGUUAGUUCUCAUGGGAAGCCUUAAUUCUGUUUAUUGCAGCCUUUCCUGGGCUUGAGGUCUGUGCUGCCCCUCCCCAAAUUAACCUGGAAGGGGCCUCGGAGGGUCUCUGGCCUUAAGCUGCAUCUUAUCUGGGCUGCCCCUCCAGAAAACCCGCCCGUGAUUUACUAUCUUACGCUAAGUUAGUUGUAUUAUAGAUUUUCUGUAGCCUCGUGCAGACGUACGAAUUGCAAGGAGGUGGGUAUUAUUCCGUAGCCUAUUCCCUGUUCUGCCAUUUAAUCAAAUUAUGCCUUACAUUGCAGAGUUCCUACAAGGUUUGCUUGCACACGUGCACGAUUGGCCUCUCCCUCCGGGAACUAAAGGGGAAGGACCCUGUUAUUUUACUUAUUUGCAAAUUUGUGUAGCCCCAGAGCAAGUGACUUUUAUUUAUAGCUUCCUAUGGGAUUCAUGGUGUCUGCUUUUCUUCUGGAACCUGACUUGCAAAGGGCUACAAAUUAGGGGAUCGAAUAGGUUUCUUGGAGACAUUCAUACAUGCCUUGCUGUCCCCCCCCCUUAAUUGCAAGGGGACUUCUAGAAUAGGAUUUUUUUCACUUUUUCACUUGAAAUGUACGCUAAUCAGCAUACUUCAAAAUGAAAUUUAUAGCUUGAUCUAUAUUAUAUUAUCCUAUAUGGUCUUAUAGUUUAUUAUAACAUAGCUGUGUAGGAGCCCCAACAUGUUUCUGGUAUAUCAUCCUUUGAUUUCAUGGGGAGGAGGGUCUUCUCAUAUCCCCCCCUUGUGUUGCUUAUCUGGUGACCCUGAAAGUUGGAUGGGCUUUUAGGGGGCUCCUACACAGCUGGGGGGCCCUUUAAUGAGAGCAGAUGAGGGUCCCCUCCCCAAUUCCACAGAACCUGGUUUAUUUAGGGGUUGAUUUUUUCAGGGGGAAGGCGUGCAUCUCCCCUCCCACCCCUCUAUUUGAAAUUCUGGGAAUUAGGCCCUUUAAAUGAAAUUAUGGUGGGUGUGGCUGGUUGAGGGAGGGGGGAAAUGCUGUAGGGGAGAGAAAAUGCAAAAGGGUGGUUGAAAAUGAAGGUUUUGUCCUUUUGAGGGUGGGAAGGAGGGAUGUGGUGGAGGGGGCUGCAUGGUUUUGGGGUUCUGAGGACUCAAAGCAACAGCUAAAAAACAACUUUGGAGGCCAGAGAAAGUGAUGGGAGGGGAGAGGUUUCCUGGAAAUCUCAAGCCUGGAGGAGGAGGCUGGAUGAAAACCCACCCUGCAAGAUCUCCAUCCAUUUCUGGAGAAACUUCCAUGGGUGUUUCCCGCAAAGUCACUCGGACUUCAGUCUGGCUCCAAAGAGGCUGGACUUUCCCCUCCAGACGGGCGGUGUUGUUUACCGUCUGGUGGAUGCCUUUUUUCUUCAGAAGGAGGUUUGUUUCCCUGCAGAAUUUGAAUUGGCAGCUGAGUUUGCGAAGGACCAGAAUGGAGGGGCGACUUUUCUGCUGCCCCGUUACCUGUUGCCAAGUCCCACCGCUCAAAAAAGAAAAAAAUCUGAAGGGAGGGGAGAAGAUGGAUGGUGACCCCAUGGCAUUCAACCAGGUUCAGAUUUGCCUCUGCUGUUUUAUGGCCUCUCUGCCUCGGCUCACUUUUAUUUUAUUUCUGUGCACCUUUUAUUUUUAUGGGGUUCUUUUUGUUCUAUCUGUCAUUUUUACAGCUGCGUGUGCAAUUUUCACUAGCCGUCUGCUUCCUGUCUGGGUCAGGCUCUGGUCCUUGCACAGCCGAGGCUGUGUUCCUCCAAUGGCUUUCUUGCAGUUUUUCCUCCUGCUGUGGCCAACAGCCAUGUUUCUAAAUCCAGAUGAAGCCCAUACAUUUUACAACACCUGCCCUACGCACCUGGUCCCUCCUGUGCCAGGAGGCAGGAAAAAUCUGCUUGCGACUUGAAAUAUCCAUUACUGUCAAACGAACAAAAUAGAAGGUUACUCAGUGGUGAGCAGGAAUCGUGUGUAUUUCACCAGAUGGAUAUUCUCACUGAUGGGCAAGGAAGAGUUUGCUCUUGCUGGAUUUUAGCUCACCCCCCUGUUUAAAUUCUAUUUAGAGAGAGAUGAGGAGUCCUGGAAUACAAAGAGAGCUGGCAAGUCGUCUGGAAAACAAGAUGGAAAUAACCGUGUCUUUCUUUCUCUCUCCCCCCCACCCCCCAAGAGGGGCUGGCAAUUCUCCCUUCUGAGGUGCUGUGAAAUCCAGCUUUUUUGGACCCCAGGACCAGCCGUGGCCUUAGCUCUCGGAUUGCGGUGGCUCCGAAGCAGGAUGGGUCUCCUGAUCCCCCUUUCUGGGGGAACCUGCUGUGAAAAACCAGGCUUGUUUGCAGGAGAAUCCCAGAAUGUCCUUUGGAAAGAUUCUUGCAUUGACCCACCAUGUGGAGAUUUUAUUAUUUCAUGGGCUUCACUCCCAGAAUGUGAUCUUUGUGCAGCUUCAUCGCAAAUUACUGAUCCAGUCGGUUCACCUAGUGGAUUUGCCUGGUUUACGAAUGGAACCCUGGCUUUUAUUUUACAAAUUCAUCCUUGCCCUGCGUCUGGCUUGCAGCUGCCAGCCUUCCUUGCCACCCAUAAGGCCUUUGUCACAAGACCCGGCUCUGGGUUGUGCGUUGUGGUUUUCAUUCUCCACUGCAUUGUCACUGCUGCUGUCUUGGAAAGGAAGUGUUUUGCCCGGCGGUUUUUGUGACUUUUCUGCCUUUCGUCUUUUCCCCUUUUCCAGUGGCUGCCUCCUCUGGGGACAAGGCGGAACAGCUGAUGAAGCGUGAAAGAGAUUUUCCAAACUGCUUUGGGCUGAGACCUAAACACACAGAAUGUUUUUGGUUCACCUGGGAGACAAGGCUUAGGGGGGAAAAAGUCUUUUAUAAUGUUGUUGGCCAGUGCUGGAGGCUCAAAAUAUUUCUUUUCUCAAUAGAUGACACAAUUAGAGGGGCAGUUUUCGUGUUAGGAUCUCUAAUCUCUUUUCGGUCAGACAGUUCCGGAUUUUAGCACAAUUUGUACAUUCCACCUCUUGUUAGGAGUUGGUCAACUAAUCCUCUCUGAGUAAUAAAUUUGGCAUUGGAUGACGGCCUGGGACUGGAGUACAUUUUAGGCAACACUCAUUAGAUUUGGCACUUUGUCGAAGGGCCUAAUCCGACACUUGCUGGCGGGUGACUGAAGUUGUUUCCUGGUUUCGGUUUUCAAAGAUAGUAAACAGGUUUCUUGAACCGGAGGUGCUUUUUAAAUAAAUAUAUAUAUCUUCUUUUUCCGCAGGUGCUUAAAAGCAACAUUCUAGAAGAAGCGUGAAGCGUGGUGGGCUGAGUUCCUGAAACGCUUUUUCCUGGAUCACAUCUUGAUUUUCUAUCCGAAGGCGGGACAACAAAGGCAGUUUUGAUGUUUUGCGUGGCACCUGUUGGAACCGGGCCCAUCAUGAAUGUCACGAAGGGUGGUCUGGUCCUGUUCUCGGCCAACUCCAACCCCUCCUGCAUGGAGCUCUCAAAGAGGAUUGCUGAGCGCCUGGGUGUGGAAAUGGGCAAGGUGCAGGUUUACCAGGAGGCAAACAGAGAAACGAGGGUGCAGAUUCAGGAGUCCGUGAGGGGCAAAGACGUUUUCAUUAUCCAGACCGUUUCCAAGGACGUCAACACCACCAUCAUGGAGCUGCUGAUCAUGGUCUACGCCUGCAAGACCUCCUGCGCCAAAAGCAUCAUCGGUGUGGUGCCCUACUUCCCCUACAGCAAGCAGUGCAAGAUGCGGAAACGGGGCUCCAUCGUCUCGAAGCUCCUCGCCUCCAUGAUGUGCAAGGCAGGGCUGACUCACCUCAUCACCAUGGACUUGCACCAAAAGGAAAUCCAGGGGUUCUUCAACGUGCCGGUGGACAAUCUGAGAGCAUCACCGUUUUUACUGCAGUACAUCCAGGAAGAGAUUCCGGACUACAGGAAUGCUGUGAUUGUGGCCAAGUCUCCUGCAUCUGCGAAGAGGGCGCAGUCAUUUGCUGAGCGUCUGAGGCUGGGCAUCGCUGUGAUCCAUGGAGAGGCUCAAGAUGCCGAGUCUGACCUGGUGGACGGGCGCCAUUCGCCCCCAACUGCCAAAAACGUCGCCGCCAUUCACCCCAGCUUGGAGAUACCCCUGCUGAUUCCGAAAGAGAAGCCGCCCAUCACUGUGGUUGGAGAUGUUGGGGGACGAAUAGCCAUCAUUGUGGACGACAUCAUAGAUGACGUGGACAGUUUCCUUGCGGCCGCCGAGACCCUGAAGGAGCGAGGCGCCUAUAAGAUUUUCGUCAUGGCCACCCACGGCCUCCUCUCCUCCGACGCCCCCCGGUUGAUAGAGGAGUCGGCAAUCGAUGAGGUGGUCGUGACCAACACCAUUCCUCACGAGAUCCAGAAACUGCAGUGCCCCAAAAUUAAGACGGUGGACAUCAGCCUCAUCCUCUCGGAGGCCAUUCGCAGAAUCCACAAUGGGGAAUCCAUGUCGUACCUCUUCAGAAACAUAGGGCUAGAUGACUGACGGUGGCUCGGGAGGGCUUGAAGGAAAGAAAGAAAGAAAAAAAAAGUGUUUUUUUUUUAGGGGCCAAACUGGACACGGGACAGAAAUCCAGCUGUGAAUCUUUUUGUGGCUUAUUCUUUGUAUUUCGGUGGGAGCCCUUUUUUUAUUAGAUGGCUUUUAUUCUCCCCCUCCGCCCUUCUUUCCGGUGGUUUAAAUGGAGUAGACAAAAUCCUCAGAGCUAUUUUCCUUGCGAUUUUGUUUGUUUUCGAGAAAGAGAAAGGAUUUUAUAAAAAGUUUUAAAAAACAACAGCAACAACCAACCCUCUUUUCAACUUCUAGAGAUGGUCAGGUUAGCGGCGCUAUUUUGCAGACAAGACCCACCGCACAGCCCACCCCCCCAUUCCCGGCAGAGACUUUUCUGCUGCAGCUUCAUUGCCAGGAAUCCAAAUUGGGAAACGGCCUUAUUGAUGGUUUUCCUCUUUUUGGGGGGCGGGUGGGAGGGGUUUGGGGUGAUCUUGGCAGCAGGAAGGACUGCAUCUCAAGGGCAUUUAUUUCUAACAUGGAUCCGGUACUGGGAUGGACCCAUGUUCAUAAGACUAUUUUGUCCCAGCAGAUAUGAAGAGUCCUGCACUCCAUUAGAGCAGUGUUUCUCAAGCUUGGCCACUUUAAGAUGGGUGGACCUCAACUCCCAGAAUCCAAGCUGGCUAGGGAAUCCUGGGACUUGAAGCCCAUCCAUCUUAAAGUGGCCAUAGCGCUUGGAAGUACUGCCGUAGAGUUUGAGAGAAAGGCAACCAUGUCAGGCUUGGCUAUUUGUCACUGAAAGCAGCCGUUUUGCACAAAAGACGGUUGCACAUGUGGGAGGGAAGUGAACGGAAGCGGCUGUUUUCACAGGAGUUGAAUCCUGGGAAUUGAAAUCCACUGAGCGUAAAAGUGGCCAAGUGUGGGAAACGCUGCCUUAGAGCUUGGAAUGAAAGCACCCAUGUCAGACUUGGCUACUCGUCAUUGGAAACAGCCGCUUCUGUUCAUUUCCAUCCUUCGCGUGCAUCUUUAUGUAUCUUUCCAUGAGAUUCGCACAGGAUGCAUUCUCCUCCGUUAUUGGAAGCCGAGGUAGCUCAUAAUCUUCCUUCCUGAUCCUCCCAGCUUGCUUUCAAGUGCUUUUGUGCGUUGUUCAACAAACGGUAGCUAUGGCAUCGAGUUUGUGUCCGAGACCAGCCAAACAAGAAAACCGCACUGUUGUAUGCAGUUCUGUGACGUCGUCUUUUUUUGUAACCAUGCUUUUAUAGGAAAAAAAAACCCAUAAGGAACGUGCACUGGUAUUUAUUUUCUGGCACAAAUAAAAUGACUCUGGUUUUGCUUUUUAGAAAA